This is a messenger RNA of Dromiciops gliroides (monito del monte), 885 nucleotides long. Its product is annotated as nitric oxide synthase-interacting protein-like. Gene Ontology annotation, cellular component: nucleus. The record is from RefSeq and is a predicted model, not a curated record. The transcript has a single exon. Gene Ontology annotation, molecular function: ubiquitin protein ligase activity. NCBI's taxonomy places the organism in Eukaryota, Metazoa, Chordata, Mammalia, Microbiotheria, Microbiotheriidae. The coding region runs from base 1 to 885 and encodes 294 amino acids.
AUGACCCGCCAUGGGAAGAACUGCACGGCCGGCGCUGUCUACACGUACCACGAGAAGAAAAAAGACACCGCGGCCUCGGGCUACGGGACUCAGAACGUACGGCUGAGCCGGGACGCCAUCAAGGACUUUGACUGCUGCUGCCUCUCGCUACAGCCCUGCCACGACCCUGUGGUGACCCCAGACGGCUUCCUGUACGAGCGGGCCGCCAUCCUCGAGUACAUAGUGCACCAGAAGCGGGAGAUGGCCCGGCGCGCCAAGGCCUACGAGAAGCAGCGGGAGGCCCGGCGGGCGGAGCGGCGCGAGCUGAGCCUCGCGGCCGCGCAGGACCAACUGCAGCGCUUCCUGGAGAAGGAGGCGGCCAUCGUGAGCCGGCCCCUGAACCCCUUCACCACGCGGGCGGGCCCGGGGGAGGAGGCCCCGGCGGGCCCCGGGAGCGAAGGCGAAGACAAGGGGGUGACCAGCUUCUGGAUCCCGGCUCUGACUCCCGAGGCGCGGGCCGCCCCCCUGGAGAAGCCGUCGCGCGUGGUUAGGUGCCCUAUGUCGGGGAAGCCCCUGCGCCUGUCGGACCUCACGGCCGUGCGCUUCACGCCCGCCGACGGCACCACCGACCGGCUCGGGUUGCUGGGCCGUAGGGAGCGCUACGUGUGCGCCGUCACCCGCGACGGCCUGAGCAACUCCACGCCCUGCGCUGUCCUGCGGCCUUCGGGGGCCGUGGUGACCGCCCAGUGCGUGGAGCGACUGAUCCGCGCGGACAUGGUGGACCCGGUCUGCGGCGCCCCGCUGACCGACAAGGACAUCAUCCCGCUACAGAGGGGCGGCACGGGCUUUGCGGGCUCCGGGGUCCCCAUGGAGGCUCAGAAGGCGCUGCCCGUGAUGCAGGCGUGA